AUGCCGGAUUACGCUAACGACCCGGCAAUUAAGAAUCUCCAAGCUUACCUCAGAAUAAAGACGGUUCAUCCCAACAUUAACUACGAUGAGUGCAUCGCCUAUCUGAAACGCCAGGCUUCUGAAUUAGGUCUGCCAGUUGUGGUCUACGAGGUGACACCUAAGAAGCCUGUACUUAUUAUGACCUGGGAAGGGCUUGAACCUAACCUGCCGAGUAUCCUUCUUAAUUCGCAUAUGGAUGUUGUGCCUGUUUUUGAGAAAAGUUGGAAGUACCCUCCGUUUGAAGCGCGUAUCGUCGAUGACGUCAUCUACGCGAGAGGCGUGCAGGACAUGAAGUCAGUCGGCAUCCAGUACAUCGAAGCGAUUAGACGUCUUAAGAACAAGGGUACAAGGCUAAAGCGAACUGUACACUUAAGUUUUGUUCCUGACGAAGAAGUUGGUGGAAGAGUGGGAUUGGGAGAAUUUGUGAAAACGGAAGAUUUUAAGAAGUUAAAAGUCGGUUUUGCGCUGGAUGAAGGACUGGCUUGCUCUGAGGACUACCUCGUAGUCUACAACGGAGAAAGAAGUAUAUGGCAUGUGAACAUAAUAUGUCCGGGUAAGUCCGGUCACGGCUCGCUUCUGCUUCCGGACAACUGCGGCGAAAAGAUAAGAUACAUAAUAGACAAGUUUAUGGACCUCCGUCAAGAAUCAAAGAAGAAACUAGAAAGCAAUCCGGAACUGACCAUUGGUGAUGUCACAUCCGUCAAUUUGACCAUGCUUAGUGGUGGCAUCCAGAACAAUGUGAUUCCAGAGAAAUUUGUCGCUAGUUUCGAUCUGCGUUUAGCUCUAUCGGUCAACCUCGAAGAAUUCGAAAAUACGAUAAAACAAUGGUGUAAGGAAGCGGGAGACGGCGUGACAUAUGAAUUCGAUCAAAAGGACGAAUAUGUCCCGCCGACUAGCGUGGACGAUACCAACGUGUACUGGACCGCUUUCAAAUCUGCCAUGGAUCAAAUCAACAUCGGUGUGAAAGUCCGUACAUUCCCCGGCGGUACGGACUCUCGCUACGCGCGGAUGCAGGGUAUCCCCGCGUUAGGCGUGUCACCGCUACGGCGCGUGCAGUCCGCUAUUCACGAGCACAAUGAGAGCCUACCUGCUUCUGUGUUCUUGGAGGGAAUCACCGUUUACGAGGCUGUGUUACCUGCUAUCGCUAAUGUUUGAUUGAUUUUUGUGUAAUAUUAUACAUUUAUUACAA
Messenger RNA from Melitaea cinxia (Glanville fritillary), 1228 nucleotides. RefSeq names its product aminoacylase-1-like. Gene Ontology annotation, molecular function: aminoacylase activity. Gene Ontology annotation, biological process: amino acid metabolic process. Bases 1 to 1194 code for a protein of 397 amino acids. Gene Ontology annotation, cellular component: cytoplasm. NCBI's taxonomy places the organism in Eukaryota, Metazoa, Arthropoda, Insecta, Lepidoptera, Nymphalidae. The transcript is spliced from 9 exons. The record is from RefSeq and is a predicted model, not a curated record.